Lycium barbarum (goji berry) is the source of this 1617-nucleotide messenger RNA. Its product is annotated as aspartic proteinase PCS1-like. Bases 84 to 1376 code for a protein of 430 amino acids. The transcript has a single exon. Gene Ontology annotation, molecular function: aspartic-type endopeptidase activity. Gene Ontology annotation, biological process: proteolysis. Lineage: Eukaryota; Viridiplantae; Streptophyta; Magnoliopsida; Solanales; Solanaceae. The record is from RefSeq and is a predicted model, not a curated record.
CAAAAAACCAUAUAAAUAGCCAAACACCUCCUUCCACUCAAACUAUCCCCUAUCCCAAAAUCGUGAACCAAUUUCUAUUCUCCAUGGAAACUUACAAAGCUUUCUUGAUUUUGUUCCUCAGUUUUCUUCAUCUAUCAAUAGCCAAAAAAAAACAAGAAAACAUACCCUUAUCACUUUCUUUCCCUAUUACUACAACCCCUUUAUCUCAAAAUUCUUCAUUAAAAUCUAUAUCUCUAUCUUCUUCUAAAGCCAUGACUAAAAUCCCAUCUUUGAACUAUAAAUCAAAUUUCAAAUAUUCAAUGGCUCUAAUUGUUACACUUCCUAUAGGGACACCUCCACAGGAUCAACAAAUGGUUUUAGAUACUGGUAGUCAACUUUCUUGGAUACAAUGUAACAAAAAAUUAUCACGUAAAAUAACACCUCCAACAACGUUUGAUCCUUCUUUGUCCUCUUCUUUUUCUGCUCUACCAUGUAACCACCCGUUAUGUAAACCACGAAUUCCCGAUUUUUCCCUCCCAACAUCGUGUGACCAAAAGCGUCUUUGUCACUACUCUUACUUCUAUGCUGAUGGUACUUUAGCUGAGGGUAAUCUUGUCCGAGAAAAAAUAACGUUCUCGAAUUCCCAAACUACCCCUCCGUUAAUCCUUGGUUGCGCGACGGAGUCACGUGACGCCGAGGGUAUUUUGGGAAUGAAUCUUGGAAGGUUCUCAUUUGCCUCGCAAGCUAAGGUGCAAAAAUUCUCUUAUUGUGUCCCUAGUAAGCAAGGGAAAAUAUUGCCAAGUGGCACAUUUUACCUAGGUCAAAAUCCCAAUUCACAUAUGUUCCAAUACAUUAAUCUUUUGACUUUUCCUCAAAGUCAACGCAUGCCCAAUUUGGACCCCCUAGCUUACACUAUUGGCAUGGUAGGGAUAAAAAUUGGUGGGAAAAAAUUGAACAUCCCCGAGAGGGUUUUUCGACCAAACGCUGGUGGUUCUGGCCAAACGAUGAUUGAUUCGGGCACACAAUAUACUUUUCUAGUGGAGGAAGCUUAUAAUAAAGUUAGAGAUGAAGUCGUUAGGUUAGUAGGUCCAAAAUUGAAGAAGGGGUACGUUUACGGUGAAUCACUUGAUAUGUGCUUUGAUGCUGUAAAUUCUGUACAGGUUGGACGAUUGAUAGGCGAUAUGACACUAGAAUUUGAAAAAGGAGUGGAAGUCUUGAUAAAUAAAGACAAAGUGUUGGAUGAUGUAGGUGGAGGAGUUCAUUGUGUGGGGAUUGGAAGAUCAGAAUCACUUGGAAUGGCAAGUAAUAUUAUUGGUAAUUUUCAUCAACAAAAUUUAUGGGUAGAAUUUGAUUUGAGUAAUAAAAGAGUUGGUUUUGGAAAAGUAGAGUGUAAGUAGGGUGUACUAGACUAGUGUUGGUGGGUAGUAGUUGUCACAUAUUAUGGGUGCUUGUUUCGAGUACAUAUUUUUAUUGAUACUUUUUGAAAAAAUGGUGUAUAUGUCAAUCUAGAGGAGCUGUUGGGGACUUGUGUUGUAUAAAAUAUUUCUUGGCCUAAUAGAAAAUUACAUAAAACAUGGAUGUAUACUAUGUAUAUUUGCUGAGUUGGCUUAGUUUAUGACAUCGGAUAUUAUUAUUUUA